AUGGCGUAUCAUUGGAAAUUCCAGCCUCGAGCGAUUCCUCUUGCAUUUAGCUCAGCACAAGACCCCUCUGAUGAUAGCCCAACCUGGAACAUUGCUUUGGAAGGAUCUCUUCCCCUCGGCUACCCUGAGAACCGUGCUGAGAAUAGCUGUCCAAGGGCCACUCAGGAGCUGGGACUUAUUCUGAAACAAGGAUACUUGGAAAAGAAAUCCAAAGACCCCAAAAUCUUUGGCUCAGAAUGGCAGAAGCGAUGGUGUGUCCUCAGCCAGGUGGUCUUCUCCUACUACGCAAAUGAAAAAAGCAAGCAACCCAAAGGCAAGUUCCCAAUCGAGAACUACCGUGCUCGGCUGGCUUCCUACCUGCGCAAGGAUGCCCGACAAGAUUGCUGUUUUGAAUUGAUGUGUCCUGGCAAGCGCACCUAUGAGUUCACAGCUCCCAGCCCGGAAGAAGCCAAGGACUGGGUGGAUCAGAUCCUGUUUCUGCUCAAGGAUAUGAAGUCCCUUGUUAUCCCUUGUGAGGAGGAUGUCAAAGAAGAGGCCUACGAUGACAUUGACAGUUUUGAUUCCUCACAUACAAUGCUUCAGAAGAAUUCUUUUCUGAAUCUGGAGGAGGAGGAGACUGAGGAAAACAACAAAGAGGGCAUUUAUGAAAUCCUACCAGAUGAGGAACUUGGCCUGACUGCUCCUGACAACAUCAAAGAUGCUGAGGAGCUGGAGAAGACAGAAGACUUCAUGAAAAGUUACGUAAACUACUACCAAGGCCUGUGGGACUGUAUCGGUGGCCACCCUGAUGAGCUAUCCUUCCGUCGGGGAGAUCUGAUCUACAUCAUCAGCAAGGAAUACAACAUGUACGGCUGGUGGGUCGGAGAGCUGAACAGCGUGGUGGGGAUUGUCCCAAAGGAAUACCUCAUGCCAGCCUACGAUGUGGAAGACGUAUGAGCAACAGAUCCCCGGGGGUCCCAUCUCUUCCCAUCGCUCUGUUUUGCUGACCUAACAGAUCUGCUUCCCAGAAGCCUCUUUGCUACUCCUAAGACACACAUGCACACCAGGAGACGUGCGUAUGCUUCUUAGCCCACACCAGGAAUCUUACAAAAGCAGUACCCUUUCUCUCAUUCCUUUUAGUCCUCUUCACACUGAGAUGUACGUCCCAAAUGUUGCUUUUCCACUUCCUCUGUCCAGUUUCAUCCAGCCCAUGCUCUUCAUCUGGAAAUUUGCUAUUGCCUAAAGUGGUUGGAAUUGCCAAGUGUGUAGUAUUUAGGAAAUUCUUUUCCCCAGAACAUUCAAAAGGAAUCAAUGAGUUUGAUGAGACUCCAGAAUAAACACUUUCGUUGUUCUCA
Heteronotia binoei (common prickly gecko) is the source of this 1334-nucleotide messenger RNA. It is a transcript of the gene SKAP1, whose product is annotated as src kinase associated phosphoprotein 1. NCBI's taxonomy places the organism in Eukaryota, Metazoa, Chordata, Lepidosauria, Squamata, Gekkonidae. The coding region runs from base 1 to 936 and encodes 311 amino acids. Gene Ontology annotation, molecular function: protein binding. The transcript has 12 exons. Gene Ontology annotation, cellular component: plasma membrane; cytoplasm. The record is from RefSeq and is a predicted model, not a curated record.